This is a messenger RNA of Melitaea cinxia (Glanville fritillary), 1733 nucleotides long. RefSeq names its product DNA-directed RNA polymerase III subunit RPC5 (gene Polr3E). The record is from RefSeq and is a predicted model, not a curated record. The coding region runs from base 158 to 1642 and encodes 494 amino acids. Gene Ontology annotation, biological process: DNA-templated transcription. Gene Ontology annotation, cellular component: RNA polymerase III complex; nucleus. The transcript has 8 exons. Lineage: Eukaryota; Metazoa; Arthropoda; Insecta; Lepidoptera; Nymphalidae.
CUCUCGGUAUUCCUUGCUGUCAUAUCAAACUUCAAAGUUGAAUGUUGGUUAAAUAUUUUGUAUUUUGUGAAUAUUGUACAACAUGAAGGAAUUUAAGUAAUUUUUAAUCGAUUACUGUUAUGAUUUUAUUAUUAAGAUUAUAUUAAAUUAUUUAAACAUGGAAGAUGACGAUCCUGUUGUACAAGAGAUUCCAGUUUACAUAUCUAAAGCGUUGUCUGAGAACCUAUAUAUAUACCAGUAUCCUGUUCGACUAGUUGGACAGAAACGUAAAGAUUUAAAAGUUAGCAAUGUAUCUAUAAAGCCUAAAAAUAAAAUUGUGAGAUUGGAGCUUGCUGUAGAUACAAAUAGCGACAGCUAUUGUGUUUCUAAAGGUGAACAAAUCGCUCUUAACACCGAUGGCCCGCAGGAACCAAGAGAAUCAAGAAGGAUAAAAACUAAAGAUAAGGAAAAAGUAAAAACGGCAUAUUUUAAAAGUGGUAUGAUGGAUAAGUUGGUGUUUCAAAGCAAUAGCCCCUGCACUGAUACAGAGCGCUAUGCUGUUGCUAUAUUGCAAGACAAUGAACUACACUGUACCCCUAUAAAAGGCAUCUUGCAAUUCAGGCCAUCCCACUCUUAUUUUGACAAACAAGACAAGAGGAAAGGAGAAAAGGGUAAGGCAGAUUCUGAUGAUGAAGAUAAUGCUACUGAUCAGCAGGUAAAUGUUAAAUUUAAAAGAUUUGAAACGGAUUUAGCGAAAAAGGCAAGAGAAAAAUCUUAUGAGGCCAUAUCGCAAAGAAUUGCAGAAGAGCCCUGGUAUGAUGCACUGUGGAAGAAGUCAGACACUCACCAUGCUGAAUUAGAACGUAUGAAGCUUUUCAGUUCUACUUCUAACGAUGGAUCGGCUCUAAGACUCGGACCAACGGAGUACAUAAAGGCAUUGUUUCCGCAUCUUAACGAUGAAGCAGAGACAACUCCAUUUAAGAAACUUUCUCUACAAGAAAAAAUUAAAGAAAUAUUAAUUAGUGCGAAACUGAUGACGUUCAGCGAGCUGCUCAAGAUGGUGCGCGGCAGGGCGGGCGGCGACGUGAGCGACGUGAGCGAGGGCGCGCUGCUGGCGGCGCUGCGCGGCGCGGCGUGCUGCGUGCGGGGCGUGUGGGCGCCGCGCUCGCAGGACCUGUACACGCGGCCCGCCAGCGUGCCCGCCCGCAACAUGUGCGCCGCGCGCGACCACGUGCUUUACCUCUUAGCACACCACAAAUAUGUCGAUCGACGUAAAAUAGCCGCGUCAGUACGUUUGCCAACAGAAGAGGUUCUGGCAAUCCUACGUUCAGUGGCCAAAUUUACUCCAAAUUACGGGUGGGAGCUUUUAAUACCGCGCGAUACAGCUUUCGAAGAGAAAUAUCCAGAUGUCAUUGAAAAGCAAAAUAUGUUUUGGGAAGCGAUACAACGCCAAUUUACCGAUAUGUUGAUUGGUGAACCAACACCUAGACGUCAGAGGAAGAAGUCUCAGAGGGAUUCGAUAGGUUCAGACUCGAUGAUGAGUCCAAAGUCUCGGAAAAAAAGUGUCAGUGAAGAUGACACGGACAAGAGACGGCAAAAGAAAUCGACUACAGGUGGUAAACGGACUAGAAAAGUCAGUUCUAGUAGUGGUCAGGAUAUGUGAGUGUAGUUUUAGUUAGGUUAUCAAAUUAUGUAUCUUGUUGCUGUGAAGUCAAUAACCCUGAAAUUAUUAGACUUAUAAUGAAAAAUGUAAA